Messenger RNA from Dendronephthya gigantea, 7161 nucleotides. Its product is annotated as receptor-type tyrosine-protein phosphatase F-like. Gene Ontology annotation, molecular function: protein binding; protein tyrosine phosphatase activity. The record is from RefSeq and is a predicted model, not a curated record. The coding region runs from base 190 to 6156 and encodes 1988 amino acids. The transcript has 52 exons. Gene Ontology annotation, biological process: protein dephosphorylation. Lineage: Eukaryota; Metazoa; Cnidaria; Anthozoa; Malacalcyonacea; Nephtheidae.
UCAACAAUUUAUGGACUUGUAAAUUGAAUUUUAACAUACCCCCCACCGUGAGGUGCUAAAGGAACGCUAUCAUGACAUCAUUAAAACCAACAGUCGUCUGUGCGUGACUAGAAUACGCUUAGUCGUUUAAAAUCAUAGCGAAAGUUUUCGUUGAGAUACUGGGAAUUUUGAUCCAUCUUCGCGUCCGUGAUGCGGAAAGGAAGCCUGUUAUGGCAAUUCGCUGGGUGGACUCUCGUAAUUUUGGCCCUUCACGAGGUCAGAUCGCAGACGAGUAAUACCAUAAUGACAGCGCCAAUGAAUGUCAUGACAACUAGCACAGCAACAACGAAUAGCACUAAAAUUAUUGAAGAACCAAUGAUAACUGUCAUGACAUCAACCACAGCACCAAUAAUGACUAUCAUGACAUCAACCACAGCACCAAUGGCUGGCACGAUAACCACCACAGCACUAACGUCAAGCUCCACAGCCAUUAAAGGACCACUGUCUAGCUUCACAGCUACCGGUACCAAAACAUCAAAACCUAACGUUCCAACUUCCAAAGUCAACGCACCAACGCCUGGCUUUACAUCUACAAAAGGACCACUGCCUAGUUUCACUGCUACCGAAACAUCAAUACCUAACAAUUCAACUCCUAAGGUCAACGCUUCAAUUACCACCGCAAAUUCAACUACAAAAGCACCAAUGCCAAGCUUUACAUCUACCAAAGGACCACUGCCUAGCUUCACAGCUACCAAAACAUCAAUACUUAACGUUUCAACUUCCAAAGUCAACGCAUCAAUACCUGACGUUCCAACUUUCAAAGCAAACGCAUCAAUUACCAACGCUUCAACUACCAAAGCACCAACGCCUAGCUCUACAUCUACCAAAGACACAAGUAAUACCACUAUGACUACCAAAGCACCAACCUCUGUCACAUUAACACCGAAAGCAACAACGACUAUCACUCCAACUAUCAAAGCAACAACGACUGUCACUCCAACUAUCAAAGCACCUUCAGCGGGUCCAAAUAUAUCAAAUAUUACUGAAGUUACGAACAGCUCGAUGAUUGUGCACUGGAAGGAGUUAAGUGCCAAGGAUGCAAAUGGACCAAUUACUGGCUAUGAAGUUUGUUAUGAAGUUUCAGAUUCAGAUUCACCAAACGUUAUUGACUGUAAAUUAAAUAACAAACCAGUCAAUGGUAGUAAUAACACAAUGGCUAAGUUGGAUGGACUAAUCGGAGGAACCACCUAUUAUGUCGCUGUUAGAGCUUCAACAUCAGCGGGUUUUGGACCUCUUGGCAAAAACACGACGGAAAAAACACUUGUUGGCAAACCUUCAGCGGGUCCAAUUAUAUCAAAUAUUACUGGAGUUACGAACAGGUCGAUGAUGGUGCACUGGAAGGAGUUAAGUGCCAAGAAUGCAAAUGGACCAAUUACUGGCUAUGAAGUUUGUUAUGAAGUUUCAGGUUCAUCACCAAACGUUAUUGACUGUAAAUUAAAUAACAAAGCAGUCAAUGGUAGUAAUAACACAAUGGCUAAGUUGAAUGGACUAAUCGGAGGAACCACCUAUUAUGUCGCUGUUAGAGCUUCAACAUUAGCGGGUUUUGGACCUCUUGGCAAAAACACGACGGAAAAAACACUUGUUGGCAAACCUUCAGCGGGUCCAAUUAUAUCAAAUAUUACUGGAGUUACGUACAGAUCGAUGAUGGUGCACUGGAAGGAGUUAAGUGCCAAGGAUGCAAAUGGACCAAUUACUGGCUAUGAAGUUUGUUAUCAAGUUUUAGAUUCAUCACCAAAGGUUAUUGACUGUAAAUUAAAUAAAAAAACAGUCAGUGGUGGUAAUAACACAAUGGCUAAGUUGGAUGGACUAAUCGGAGGAACCACCUAUAAUGUCGCUGUUAGAGCUUCAACAUCAGAAGGUUUUGGACCUCUUGGCAAAAAAACGACGGAAAAAACACUUGUUGGCACACCUUCAGCGGGUCCAAAUAUAUCAAAUAUUAAUGGAGUUACGAACAGCUCGAUGAUAGUGCACUGGAACGAGUUGAGUGCUAAGGACGCAAAUGGAACAAUUACUGGCUAUGAAGUUUGUUAUGAAGUUUCAGAUUCAUCACCAAAAGUUAUUGACUGUAAAUUAAAUAACAAAACAGUCAGUGGUGGUAAUAACAGAAUGGCUAAGUUGGAUGGACUAAUCGGAGGAACCAUUUAUAAUGUCGCUGUUAGAGCUUCAACAUCAGAAGGUUUUGGACCUCUUGGCGAAAACAUGACGGAAAAAACACUUGUUGGCACACCUACAGCGGGUCCAGCUAUAAUAAACAUUACUGAAGUUACAGAAACCUCGAUGAAAGUGCACUGGAACAAGUUAAGCCCCGAAGUUACAAAUGGAAAAAUUGAAAGCUACGAAGUUUGUUAUAAAGCUUCGAAAUUUUCAUCCGAUAUUGAUUGCGACAAAAAGAGAUUGUUCAAAGGUAGUGAUAACAGAACAAAUGUAUUGGAUGGACUAUAUAAAGGGACCACGUAUAAUGUCGCUGUUAAAGCUUCGACAUCAGCGGGAUUCGGGCCUUUAGGAAACAUCACGACGAAUAAGACACUUGAUGCCAAACCUUCAGCGGGCCCAAAUAUUUUAAAAAAUACUAAAGUCACGAACAAAACAAUGACAGUCUCCUGGGACAAGUUAGGCAUAGAAGAUGCAAAUGGGGAAAUUACGGCUUACGCAGUUUGUUACAAAGCUUCGGAAAAUUCAUCGGACAUUGAUUGCAAAGAGAACCGUACGGUAAAUAAUAGUACUACAAGAACGGUUGUGUUGCAGGGACUUAAUGAAGGAACCAACUAUAAUGUCGCUGUAAAAGCUUCAACGUCAAAAGGAUUUGGACCUCUUGGAAAUAUUGUGACUAAAAAAACAUUGGACGCUGUACCUUCAGCCGGACCAAAGAUUUCAGGAGUUGCUAAUGUGACAGCCACUAAAAUAAUAGUAAAUUGGACAAUGUUAAAACCAGAAGAUGCAAAUGGAGUAGUUACUAAAUACCAAGUUUGUUAUUCACAAGACACAAGGAUUUUUGAUUGCACUUUCAAUAAAUCGGUUGAUGGCAAUAUCACGACGGUAAUGUUGGAUGAACUUAAUGAGGCAACACAUUAUUAUAUAGCUGUUAAAGCGGCAACGUCAGCUGGGUUUGGACGUCUUGGGACCAUGAUAACCAUAAAGACUCGUGAAGCUGUUCCUGCGAUAGGUCCUGCUGUCAAGAGUAUUUCGAAUAUAGAUUCAACAUCUAUCAAUAUUAUGUGGCAAACAUUGACCGAAAACCAGGCAAAUGGUAUCAUUAGGAAGUAUGCCAUUUGCUACAAAGUUCAAAGUUCUUCUGAUCAUAUCUGUUCUUGGAAUAAGACAGUUGGCAGUGUUCUCAGUACAAACGUGACAGGUUUAACCGCAUACACUUCGUAUGAAUUAGCCAUCAGAGCUGCUACGAAUGUUGGAUUCGGGGAAAUUGGAAACACGACCAUUCAUAAAACAGAACAAGAUAAACCUGGCAAGCCGACCAAAUUAUCAGCAAACGCCAGCUUUUCGGAAAUAACAUGUGGAUGGUCCAAACCAAAUAUCAACACUGGACCACUAACAAAAUACAGAGUGCGCUGGAAGUUGAAAGAUACUAUCCUGGGUGACGGCAAUAUCUCAAACAGCACUUUACAGUUUUUAAUUAAACCCCUUAAACCUGGAACUAAGUAUACUAUAUUAGUUUCGGCCUUUACGAUGAAGGGCGAAGGUCUUGCAGACUCAGUAGAAGAAGAGACAUUGAAAAGUGAGGUCAAUGGUAUUAACCUUGGUGGAACGCAGAGCGGCACCGUUAAGGAUGCAAAGACACAGAUAGGAUUCAUGUUGCCGACGCUGGCUACUACAGAAAUAAAUGAAAUAAAGUUUGUCCAGGUGAUUGUGAAACGCUGGCUGCCAACUGAUAAAGGAAGUAAUGACGGGAAAAAAAAUCUUCUUGAAAUAUCCCAAAGCAAGUUAACACCUUACGGCAAUUCAAGUGACGGCGAAAGGCCAUACAUAGCUCUUGAAUAUCCCAAAUACGAAAACAAACGUCAGGUCAUUGUUGGGGAUGAUACCUCAAGCCGAAGGAAACGGAGAAGUGACGUUACAUAUCGUAAUGCUCCUCUUAAGGACGGCACAGAAUAUGCAAUUUUCGUGCGGGUUUUCUACGACGAUGAACACAAAUUUUUCCAAAACUCCGAAUUAUUGUUGAAAGAAACAAUCGCAAAAGAAACGACAAGCGAAGGUCCUGAUGCUGCUGUUAUCGCCGUGGUGGUUGUGGUGGUCAUUGUUGCCUUACUUGUCGUAGUUUUUGGUUUUUUGCUCUUAAGAAGACGCAAAGCUCGAUCCGACUAUAACGGCAUACAUCUUGAACCUACCGCUAAACCUUUUGUACGUUACGCCAUCCCGAUUGCCGAUUUCCGUGAACACUGUGACCGCCUGGGAAUGAAUACUGGCCUAGGAUAUCAAGAGGAGUAUGAGAAUGUUCGACCUAAAGGACCAGUUUCAACCGAAAUUGCAAAGCGCGACGAAAAUCUAGAUAAAAAUCGUUAUAACAACAUCCACGCAUAUGAUGAUUCCCGUGUAAUUCUGUCACAGAUCGAUGGUGAAGAAGGUUCAGAUUAUAUAAAUGCAAAUCACAUCGAUGGUUUCGAGCGCAAGAACCAGUUCAUUGCAGCACAAGGCACCUUGAAGAAUACGAUCGUAGAUUUCUGGAGGAUGAUUUGGGAGCAGAAGGUUUCCUCUAUUGUGAUGUUAGCAAAUCCGAUAGAGAAGGGCAGGGAAAAACUUGCUGUUUACUGGCCGCAAGACCGUGCAGUGAAACAUGGCCCAUUUAUGAUUAAGCUCGAUGGGGAAGUAGAACUGGCUGAUUACGUCAUUCGUAAAAUGACAGUCACAAUGGAUGACGUUAAAGAGACGCGACAACUGACUCAAUUCCACUAUACUGUAUGGCCUGAUCACGGUGUACCUCAGUACACAACGUCUUUGCAAGCAUUUUUAACCAGAAUACGAAAAUUUGUAAAAGCCGACAGCAAUCCCUUCGUUGUACAUUGCAGUGCCGGAGUGGGUCGCACUGGGACGUUCAUUGGAAUUUUCGCCAUGCUCGAUAUGAUUGAGGCUACCAAGACAGUGGAUAUUUACAAUUUUGUUUGUCAAAUGCGCACUCAAAGAACCCACAUGGUUCAAGUGGAGUCUCAGUACGUCUUUCUUCACAAAGCCGUACUUGAAGCAAUUGAGUGUGGCGAUACCGAGAUUAACGCACCUGAUCUUCGUGUCAAAAUGAUACAAUUGAAUCGUACAGAUCCAGAUAAUCCGGAUGAAACAAUGAUGGAAAAACAAUUUAAGGUGCUUGAAAAAUACACCUUUAUCAAGUCAAAUACAGAAGAAGGCAAGAAGCCUUUCAACGUGGAUAAAAACCGCAAUAAAUCCAUAAUUCCUUACGAAGACACCCGCGUUUCCCUCCUGAAGAGUCCUGGUGUCGAUGGCUCCGAUUACAUCAAUGCCAGUAGCAUUGACAGCUACCAAGUGCGAGGCAUGUAUAUUGCAACCCAGUUCCCAUUGGAAAAUACCGUCAACGAAUUCUGGAGGAUGAUUUGGGAAAAGAAGUCCAACUGCAUAGUAAUGUUGGCUAAUGUGGAUGAAGACCCGGAUGCUUUUAAGAAAUAUUGGACAGACAAAAGCAAUGACGCAAUGCUUUGCGGUAAUCUGCUUGUAACUUUGGAUAACGAAGAAAAGAGUGACGAGUACAUAACCAGAAAUUUCAAACUGAAGAAGAACGAAGGAGGAGAAACCAGAGACAUCUGGCACUUUAAUUUCCUUGCAUGGACAGAAGAGAAGAUGCCCAAGAAAACAGCUGGUGUUCGUCAAAUGAUUGGUAAAAUCCAAGAUGUGCAACGCCAAGGUGGCAACAACCCUAUCGUCGUUCACUGCAGCGAUGGUGGUGGUCGAACGGGUGCUUUCUGUGCACUAGUCACGUCUCUGGAAAGGGUUAAACAGGAUCAGUCAUUCAACCUUUUCCAAACGAUAAUGUUACAAAGAAUCCAGAGGCCGAAAAUGGUUACUUCCGUUGAGCAGUACAGGUUCUGUUUCCAAGCGAUUCUUGACUUCCUUGACUCGUUUGAUCAAUAUGCAAACUUCCAAGAUCUCCGGCAGUAAUUUGAAACCCACAAUAAAUAUGGUCACUAGUUAGAAACAUGAAAUUUGCACUGCAACAAUUUUAGUGCAUUCAACAACGCAUGAGUUUGAAUGUCCAUUCACCACAUGUUCUGGUAACUUUCUUGACAAACCUUUCUCUUUAAUCCUAAUCAUAUAAUCCGAUUUUAACAUUUUAACUUUGGGGCGCCCGAUAACGGUUGACAGAAAUCUAAUCUUCUAGGGAUGGUAGUAUUUUUGUUUGCAAACUCCACAUUUCGAUUUCAAUGUCGUAAAAACUGGAUUGUAGUUGUUAUUUCUGGAAACAAUCGAAACUGAAAAGAGGAAAUAUAUCAAAACAGUUAACAGAACACGUGUUUGGGGACAAGGCGGACGUACGAUACAACUCAUCUAUAUUAUCUUCCAUUUUUCGUUAUGAAUUGUAUCGUCGUUCUAUUAUGAAACGAGAGUCUAUCAAAAUAGACUGACUCGAAUUGAGGUCGGAAAUGCAUGUUAUAUCCCGAUAUGCAACACACAUAAUAAACUUACGUUAUUUAUGCAUGGUCUAACGAAGUUAUAACUAACCAUAUUCAUAUAAUCAAGCACUUAAGAUGUAUUUGGUGGUUUUUCAAAUGCUCGAAUUGACAAAGCAAAAUCUUUUAUCUUAAACGUGUUUAUCUUAUUUACCAUUUCACGAGGUAGUAUCUCUCUAAAACCUUCGUACAUCGCUGAGGAAUUACAAUACGGCUUCGAGAAUAUUUUCGGUCUCAAAUUUCGUGAUGAACCUUGUACGUUUUUCUUGGAGUAAUAACACCAUCGUACAGUACAGUAUAGUUUAGUUACUUUUAUUUUAGUGCAUGGCUAGUAUUUAAUUGAUUAAUCAAUUAACUAAUGGAUAAUUUUAAUGAAAUAAAUUUAUUUUGUAACAGUAAAUCCAUACUAUUAUCCGUAACUAACUAUCCGUACUAGGAUCCAUACUAUUUCCGUAAUAUGAAGUAAAAUCUUGAUGAAAUUUCAGCAUACGUACGC